Messenger RNA from Pedinophyceae sp. YPF-701, 2256 nucleotides. The record is from the annotation of a GenBank genome assembly. NCBI's taxonomy places the organism in Eukaryota, Viridiplantae, Chlorophyta, Pedinophyceae.
AUGGCUCCCGCCCUCGAGCCCGGAGACUUCGAGCGGCUCCUGGACGCCGUCCCGGCCCUCGUCCAGCACCUCGACCACAAGGCGCGCAGGGACGUAGCGGCCACGUCGUGGUCGGCGUUCCUGGCCACGCUCAGGCACGCGGACGCUCAGCUCCUCAUCACCGGCCACGGACACCUCCUCCGCGCCCUUGCGCGGCAUGCCAAGGCGCGCAGCGUCGCGUCCGCGUCCCAGCUGCUCCUGCCGGGCCUCUUCGGCGCGUCGCUCCCGGCCUCGGACGCGUUCGCCCUCCAUCGGGCCCUCAAUUCGUGCCCGGAAGUCUCAUUGUCUCAAUCUGCGAGGCACAACCAAGUCCUGGCUCUGGAAAGACUCCUCGAAGCGUCCGAGGCCGCGGGGCGCCCGCUGCACGUGCUCCGCCUGGUCGACAGCAAGCCGCGCAGCCACCGGCUGCACUCCUGGCGUCGCAGCACGCCGUGGACGGCCACGAACGACCUCCGCACUCUACACGCGCUGCGGCGGGUGUUGCGCCGCAGUUCCGUGCGGCUCCACCUCCGCGAGCUGCGUGUGGGCCCGCUCAGGAUCGUGGACGACGACGCCGAGCUCGCGGCGGCUCUGUGUCGCGCGGUCGCCGGGGUGCAACGCCUUGAGGAGCUGGAGGUGUGUGGGGUGUUCUUCAGCGACCGUGGAGGCGAGGCGCUGCGCUGGGCGGCGAAGAGGCUGCCGGCGCUGCGCACGCUCCGGCUGUUCGACUGCGGGAUGACGCGCGCGGGCGUGCGCGAGCUGAACCGGAUGCUGCGCCGCGCAACGACGCUGACGCGGCUCGACGUCGACGGGGGGGAGUAUUUCGUGUACGGCGGACUCACGCAGGCGGCCUGCGUGGCCAAGAUGGCGGCGUGGGCGCUCAGCAGCGCGGCCGAGGACGUGCGCGAGCAGCUCGCGGACUUCGACGGCGAUGAUCUCGAAUACGCGGAGCACGCAGAGGACCUGUUCGAGGAGCCGUGGGAGCGCAUUGCGCGGUCCGCAACGAUCCGCGUGCCCGAGAUGUUCCUGGAGCGGGGCUGGGAGGCCGCGGCCGAGCGCUGGGCCCGCGUGUCGUGGGCGGACGAGAUCAUCGCCUACAGUCUGGGCGAGCGCCCGCGCGUGCCGAGCAUGGGCAUUCUGCGGGGCGCGGCGGGCAGCGCCUCCCUGCGGACGCUGCGCGUCCGCCGUGGCGUGCCCCUGCCGGCCGAGCGCAGCCUCGCCGCGGCGCGCUUGCCGCUUCCGGAGCCGGCCGCGUGGCGGUGUCUUGGCGCCCUGCACACGCUGACCGUCAGCGGAUACCUGGGCGUCGCGGACGUGGUCGGCGCGAUCUGCAAGGCCCUGGCGCACCAGUCCUCGCUGCAGGAGCUCGACUUCUCGGGCCUCACGAGCGUGUCGCACGGCGACGUGCAGGCGCUCGCGGACGCGCUGCACACGGGCGCGCUGGGACGCUCCCUGCGGACGCUGCUGCUGUCGGGCAUCCCGGUGCUGGGCGAGUUCGCGAGCAUGAAGGCGCUGCUUGACGGCCUGCAGGGCAGCGCGGCCCUCGAGAAGCUCGACGUGUCGCAAGCGUGCCACUACGACGCGGCGGGCGUCCUGGGUGCCCUGCUGGGCUCGCUGCUCGGCGGCGACGGCUGCGCGCUCACGGAGCUGAUCCUGACCAACUGCGAGGUCGGCGACAAGUGGGCGGUCGAGCUUGCGCGGGGCCUGCGGCGCAACAGGACGCUCGCGGUUUUGAACCUGCAUCGCAGCGUGGGGCUCGGGAGCGUGGGCGUGACCGCGAUCGCGGAGGCCCUGGGGCCGGAGGGGGCGCUGCAGGACCUGCGGAUCGACCCGGACGGCCCGGUCUUCGUCGCGAGGGGUGUUUUGGAGGGGCCUGUCGAUGACGACGUGUGCAGGGCGCUGGCGCGCGCGGUGGACCGCGGCGCGCCGCUCAGGACGCUCGGGCUCUUCAACUGCGGCACGAUGACCUUCGCGGGGCUGUGGUGGCUGAUCACGUCGCUGCAGGACCGGCGGGACGGCGUCGCGCGCGAGGUGGUGGUGUCGACGCUGGCGCUGGACAGGGACGGCGGGCAGCUGCGGAGCUGGGCCGAGGCGCGCGGGCUGCUGGGGGGGCGCGCGGGGAGCGGCGUGCGCGUGCGUGAGAGCGCGGAGGUGCGGUACGCGGUGUAUAUGGACCAGGAGUUGCUGCAGGUGCUGCAGCAGCUGCCGCAGGCGCUGGCACAGGCCAUGCUCGGGUGA